Messenger RNA from Olea europaea var. sylvestris, 965 nucleotides. Its product is annotated as transcription factor UNE12-like. Lineage: Eukaryota; Viridiplantae; Streptophyta; Magnoliopsida; Lamiales; Oleaceae. The transcript has 2 exons. The coding region runs from base 40 to 312 and encodes 90 amino acids. The record is from RefSeq and is a predicted model, not a curated record.
UUGUACUUAUUUGAAUGAUCAACCUUCCAGGUGUUGAGCAUGAGUAGAUUAGGAGGAGCUGGCGCAGUAGCACCGCUUGUGACUGAAAUCCCGAUAACUUCAGUAGAGGAGGAAGGUGGUGAAAACGAAAGAGCCCAGCCAGCCUGGGAGAAGUGGUCGAACGAUGGUACAGAACGACAGGUUGCUAAGCUCAUGGAAGAAAAUGUAGGGGCCGCCAUGCAGUUUCUUCAAUCCAAGGCACUCUGCAUGAUGCCCAUCUCUCUUGCCUCGGUGAUCUAUCACACUGAACCUCCCGACACCUCCCACUCAUGAAACCAGGGUCGAACUCCAUUCAUAAUCCUCCAAAAUAACACAUACAUGUCAACAUCAUCCUGCCCUAACUUCCUCUAGUCAAAUGUCCCAAUUCGACUCUCACUAGAUUUGUUUUUCUCACUCCCUUUCAGUUGAAAUCUAAGUCAGAUUCCAUGAUUCCGCCUUUUCCAGCUUUAUUCAAGGGAGAGUUUGAUACUCAAUGUUUAAAAUAAUGGAAACCUACCCUCUUGUCCUAGCUAGAUUCAAGUAGAGAAGAAAAUGUGAAAUUGCUAUUUGGUAUGCUGUGCUUUUUUAUAUCAUUAGUGGCACAUUUGUCUAGUCGUAAAUGAUGAAAGCACUUUUGCAGUGGGAGAUGGAGCUUUCAUUUUGGUAGUGGAUUUAAGGACCCUUCAAAAGGUGAUGAAUGCGAAUAUAUUGUAAUUUUUUUAGCGUAUUUUCAAGGCAAGUGGAAAUGGGUAGUUAGAAAGGAUAAACGGGUUGUUUAUUUUGUCCUAAAAAGUUGGAUUUAUAUUCUAUCUGAAAAUCAAUUGUACUACAGGGUCCUAUUGGCCGAGUGGGUUGGUUGCCAAAAAGUAAUUUGACUCCUUUCUCAAUUCUCCUUUACCAGCAUUGUAAUCAAAUUAUUGUGAAAAAGGGGAAGAGCUUAUGGUCCA